Molecule: messenger RNA, 1695 nt
Organism: Atta colombica
Lineage: Eukaryota; Metazoa; Arthropoda; Insecta; Hymenoptera; Formicidae
Exons: 4
Coding region: 340-1695 (451 amino acids)
Biological process (GO): ribosomal large subunit assembly; rRNA processing
Cellular component (GO): nucleolus
Molecular function (GO): 5S rRNA binding
Source: RefSeq, a predicted model, not a curated record
GAUUUCAACGAUUUCAACGAUUUAUUUCCAUCAGGACAUUCACUUCUUUAGAGAAUAGUGCGUGGUAACGUUUUGCGAUUAGGCCCGUGUCUUCUACAUAAACUUAUAAAUCUAUGAUCUUCUCUCAGGUCUCAAAUUUCUCUCGGCUCAAUUCAGUUCGCACUGUUUACUGUUCGCAUGGAGAGCUAGUGGGUGUUGAAAAACCAAAUAAGGAAUUUAUUAAGAAAAAGAUUUUAUUCGUUACAUAAAUAAAAGACUAGCCGUGUUACAUACAUUAGGAAACUUGAUGUUAAAAAAUAAUAGAAAUUACAGAAUUGCUGUUAUACUUUUUUAGUAACGAUGAGGGAGAUGCUCGAUGUGAAAACUAAAAAGCAUAAAGUCUCUAAGAAGACAAAAAGAUCAUGGAGGAAGUAUAUUGAUAUCAAAGAUGUAGAUACAUUUCUUGAUAACAAUAGAUUAGAGGAACGAUUGGGUACUCCUUUUUCUGAGCGUAUAGAUACUCAAUUGUUUACUAUUGAUAAAACUGCUGAUGUGACUGAAAAUGUAAUUUCCAAACGUGCUGCUAGAUUAGCAUUGAAAAAUAAAGAACCAAGAUGUUUUGCUUCUUUGAAGUCACAUACAUGUGUCCCUGAUCCAAUUUCUAAAAGAAACCGAGUAAGGACUAAAGAAGAACGUAUGAAUUCUAUAUUACGUCAACGUGAAGUAGGAAGGAAAGUGAAGGGUAUUUUUAAAUUAAAAGAGAAGGAAGCAUUGAAGAAUAGAAUACUGGCAAAGAUUGCUUCAACAAAUCAUCCUAAGAGCAAAGAGCUUAAAAAGGAUAUAUGGAAUAGCACAAACGUCUUAAUUCCAGAAACAGUUACUGAAUGGAUGUCUUCGAACAGCAUUAGGCAUACACUGAAGCAUUUAGGAAUUAAAAAAAGAAAAUUACCCUUAUUGUGCAAAAAGCCAUCUGUUUUACCUGCAGUGGAGAUUCCACAUCCAGGUACAUCUUAUAAUCCGUCAUAUAAUGAUCACCAGGAAUUAUUGCACAAUAUUGUGCAAAAAGAAUUGGAGCUUAUGAAGCAAGAUGAACAUUUGAACAGGGUCACAACUCAAAUGUUUGAAAAAAUUUCAUUACAGAAAAGAGAUGAAAAUACGAUGAAAGAAAUGUUAGAAGGUUUGCCAAAGAAUCAAACUACAUCAAGUUUUAAGUCUAUUGAGGAGGAUCAUGAAGAAGAAAAUUCAUCUAUCACAAUAGUAAAUAAUAAAGCUAAAAAAAAUAUUAAAAAAACACUUGUUCAAAAAAGAAAACAACGAGAACAAAAACAAGCAAUUAAUGAACAUGCAUUGAUGAAACUCGAGAAAAAAAAAAUUUCUGAUAUCUAUAAAUUAAAGACUCUGCAAAAACAAAUAGCGGCCAAGGAGAGAAAGCAAGAAUCCUUGCGACAAAAGCGAAUGAAGAAACGCGAGAGGGAAUCUCUUAUGCCAAAAACUCUGAGUAAGAUAAAGUUUGAACCUAUUGAUUCUGAUUUCCAGCUUGCAGAAGAAUUGACUGGCAAUUUGAGAAAUUUUAAACCUUCUAACAAUUUAUUAAAAGAACGGUACAAAUCGCUUCAACAGAGAAACAUUGUCGCACCAGCCGUUAUAAAAUUGAAACGGGACAAAGCAAAAAUGAAAAAAUUUGUGAAGCCGGAUCAUAAACUAAAUUUGAUUUGA